Molecule: messenger RNA, 2295 nt
Organism: Saimiri boliviensis boliviensis (Bolivian squirrel monkey)
Lineage: Eukaryota; Metazoa; Chordata; Mammalia; Primates; Cebidae
Source: RefSeq, a predicted model, not a curated record
UGCAUGAGACCAAGAAGCAGGGAUUUGCUUCUGGUGCCAAAUGUCCGGCAGCAGUGUUUGCCUUGCAUUGAUUUUCCGUGUUUGUCCUCUGCCCUGGCUUCCAGGUCUCUAAGUGGGCGGUCAGCCUCCCCCCACCCCCAAGCUGCUUUGUUACAAUCUUUUCCCAGCCUGGACUUUUGUCCCAGCCCUACUAGCAACCAAGUCAACAGCAACCUACUUGCCACCUGGGGAGGAACAGCGUGGCUUGACCGGAUAGGGACCUCUUUGGGGUUGGCUUCAAACCCAGCCCAUUUGAAGGUGCAGUGUGUGGGGAUGGGGGUGCUGCAGAGGGAGGGAAACCGACCAGAGAAGAGAAAAAUAGCCCGGGCUGGCCGCCACUGAACGCCACCUCUCCCUGCAGCUCGGCAGCGAUCUGGACUACAUCCUGGGCUCCCGAAAAGGCAGGGGUUCUUACCUAAAGCAGCUGGAGAUAAGAAAGAAUUGCUGGCAGCCUGGAGUCAGUGAGGAGUGCAGGGGAGUUCCUGACACCUCCCCUCUGGAUUUAAAGCAGGCCCACUCUGUCCAGGCGCAGUGGCUCACAUCUGUAAUCCCAGCACUUUGGAAUGCUAAGGCGUGGAAGCUGCAGCCCAGGGGAGGUCGUGACUUGCCAGGAAGGCGGCUCGGGCCAGGCUGCGCUCAAAACCUGUGUGUCCCGGGAUCCCCAGCCCCUGCAGAAUGACCCACCAGGAUCUGAGCAUCACAGCCAAACUCAUCAACGGAGGCGUGGCAGGGCUCGUGGGGGUGACCUGCGUGUUCCCCGUCGACCUGGCCAAGACUCGGCUGCAGAACCAGCAUGGGAAAGCCAUGUACAAAGGAAUGAUCGACUGCCUGAUGAAGACGGCGCGGGCGGACGGCUUCUUCGGCAUGUACCGAGGGGCUGCAGUGAACCUCACUCUGGUCACUCCGGAGAAGGCCAUCAAGCUGGCGGCCAAUGACUUCUUCCGGCAGCUGCUCAUGGAAGACGGGAUGCAGCGGAACCUGAAGAUGGAGAUGCUCGCCGGGUGUGGCGCUGGGAUGUGCCAGGUGGUGGUGACCUGUCCCAUGGAAAUGCUCAAGAUUCAGCUGCAGGACGCUGGACGCUUGGCCGCCCAUCAUCAGGGCCCGGCCUCAGUACCCUCCUCCAGGUCCUACACAACUGGUCCGGCAUCCACCCACAAGCGCCCCUCUGCCGCCCUCAUUGCCUGGGAGCUGCUCCGCACUCAGGGCCUGGCGGGGCUCUACAGGGGCCUGGGUGCCACUCUCCUCAGAGACAUUCCCUUCUCCGUCAUCUACUUCCCGCUGUUUGCCAACCUUAACAACCUGGGGAUCGACGAGCUCGCCGGUAAGGCGUCCUUUGCACAUUCCUUCACGUCAGGCUGCGUGGCAGGUUCCGUAGCUGCGGUCGCAGUGACGCCUCUGGAUGUUCUGAAAACGCGAAUCCAAACCCUCAAGAAAGGCCUGGGUGAGGACACGUACAGCGGGAUCACCGACUGUGCCAGGAAACUCUGGAGUCAGGAGGGACCGUCUGCCUUCCUGAAAGGCGCUGGCUGCCGGGCGCUGGUCAUAGCACCUCUCUUUGGGAUUGCUCAAGGGGUCUAUUUCAUUGGGAUUGGAGAGCGCGUCUUAAAGCUUUUUGAAUAGACAGAGCUGGCGGUCAAGUCCCGGUGCGCACGGCCCUGUCUCUAGCCCAUUUCACUUAGCCUAGAAGGCACAAGGGCAGGCGAGGCCACCCUGGCCUGUCUUGUCACGUUGUAGUGCCACCUCCACCUCACUCUAACAGCACGUUGAGCACAGCCUUCUCCUUGGUGUCUACGCUCGUUUCCUUUGCGGGCACGGCUACCCGGGGCUUUCGGAAGCUCAUAACCACCUACUUUUCAACAAGAACAGUUACUUGCUUUAGUUGUAUUAACUGCAGGACUUUAACAGGUUGUCAAGAUAGAAGGGUUGUUUCUAUGUUUUACCAUUUGUUUCUUCUGUUUCACAAACUCGGCAUUCUUCAGUCAGCUUGAGGAUUUCGCUGUUCAUCUUGAAUUCCGUAACUGAUGAUGAGUCCUAGCACUGAUUUUGAGGAAAAGGAGGAUCAGGAGUGCAAGGGACCAUGAAAAACCUCAAAGUCAGCACCUAGUUUGAGACCAGGCACCCUUUCGAGUCCUCGGAUGGCUGAGGGCUGAGGCUGGCUGCGAGUCAGCAGCCCGGCCCCUCCCCCAGAGUCCAGGCUCUCGAAGACCCCCCCCCCUUUCUGCAGAACACUAUUUGAAAUAAAGGUGAACGGUUACA